CUCCCCCUUUCCGCCAUCGCCUCCCUGUUUGUCGCUCUGCUAAAGAUGGCGUCCGUGCUAUGCCAAGAUUAUUGCGUUUGCUUGAUUAUAUAAAUGUCGAAUGGAGGAAGGUUGAGUUCAUGAAAAUGCGCUGUCAUGUUUAGGAAGAGGAUUAAAUACAUGUAUGUGGUGAAAGAUUGUAGCCAUAUUUCCAGCUAAACGUUGGUGAGACAUACUUUCUUUCGCAGGCCUGACAUAAUUCGGAGAGCGGUCGAAUGGUUAAAAAACUACAACUCCCAGCAGCACUGCUUAGAGGCGUUGCCAGGUUGUAACUUUUUCCGUUUCUAAUCAUGGUGACUGUAGUUUUUUGCAGGCUCAGUCCCUUCUUGACAUGGACUUAAACGUUAUUAUUUACUUUUUUUAAUUGAUUGGUAAACUGUAGAUAAUAUUUUAUGGACGUUUAUGUUACUCUUAAAAGCGUUUUUGGGAACGUCCACCAAAACCCCUCCUUUGCUCCAGUUCUCCCUGUCACAUACUAAGUGUGGUAGGGGAUAGGACUACGUAGUUGUCAUGGCCACACAUGGUCAUUUAAAGAGCUCUAAAGGCAACAUCAAAGAAGGGUCCUCUGCCCUCCCAGAGUCUUCUUUGACCUGGUGUAUAUCACAGUUGUCCAAAGUAUCACAUUUAGUAAACAAUCAGAGCAAUGUUUCACAAGAGGCAGAACCCAAAAAUGGGGAAGGUAUGGAUAAGACCAGAGACAUUCAGAAAAAGCUUCAAGCCAGCCAGUGGCGAGCACUGGUGGCUAUCCGGACCCAACACAUCAAAGGGGGGAACAGCAGAAUAAACAGGUAUAGAACACAGGGGGGUCUCCCACCUCUCCUGGGACUCCUUAAAAGACCUGACAGCUCCAGGAAGACCCUAGACCUGGCCCUCAGUAUCCUGGCCAACUGCUGCACUGAGAGGGAUGCACGAACAGAGGUCAGAAAGCUGGAAGGAAUAGCAGUUAUAGUGGACGUUCUGAUGAGAAAUGUUGCCGUGGAGACAGUGGAGAACCGAGCCGCUCGGGCCUUAGGGAACCUUGCUAUGGAUCCUCAGGGCUCCGCUCUGGUUCAUUCUGCUGGUGGAAUCCCUCCACUCCUCCUCUGCCUCUCUCUUUCUGCCUCUUCCUCCUCCUCUCCCAACCCCUCUGCCCCAUCCUCCCCUUCCUCUGUCUCUUUGUCCUCCCUCCCAUCUUCUGCCAAGCUGGAGUGCGCCCAGUCAGCUGUCCGCGCUCUCCUCUACCUGGCAGACACCCCUGCCAACCGCCUCUCGCUGCUCUCCCAGGGGGCUCUGUCUUCCUUGGCCCUGCUCAUGUCCCCAGAGAUUCCGCUGGGUCUCAGGCGGACCUCCCUCCGCGCUGUCCAUGAGCUCACCAGGGGCUGUAGUGCCGAGUGUGCCCGGGAGGUGUCCAGGUCUGGGGCACUUGCUCAGCUGGGGGCCCUGGUCUCAGAGGAAGCAGCCAAGCCCCUGGAGGAGCUGGCCCUGAAGACCUUGGCCAACCUCUGCUCUCAAGGCUGCUUGCGACCACUUGUGGGCUCACUAGGGGCCAUUCAGAAGUUUUCAGAGGAGGUGAAGAAGGACCCCUCAAAGGCAGGAGUUUUCCUCAGGGCACUCUGCUUGUGUUGCAAGGAGGCAGUGAACCGGGUCAAAGUCAAGGAGAGUGGAGGGUUGCCGGUUCUGAUUGGCUUCCUGUCUGCCCAUCAGCACCAUCCACUCACACGACUGGCCAUCCUGGCCUGUGUGGAUUUCGUCUAUGAUGAAUCAGCUUUGGAGCAGCUGCAAGAUCUUGGACUUAUACCACUGCUGGUGGCUCGGUUGGUUGAGUAUGCCAAAGGAGAGGAGCCAGUGGCCAAGUCAGAUUCCAGCCCCUCUUCAACUAGUGAUUUGAUGUCUCCCUCAUGUUUUGAAUCCUUUGACUUUCCACACCUUGAUGGGAACAGAAAGGAUGAUGUUGGGAAGGAGCAGGGCGUGGGUUCCUCUAGCUUUCUCAGCCUGAGGUCCUGGCUGGUGUCUGAAGGUCUGAUAUCCUCUGAGGGAGAGCUUCUGGAGUCUCCCACUGGUGUAGAGAGUGACUGUGGGAGUUCACACGCCUCUUCAUCAUCAGUGGCAACUUCACCCGUUACACCAAUCGCGGAUGCUGGCCUGUCUCUGACGUGUCUCUCACCGACCUCAUCACUUCCUCAGUCCAGUGUCUCAGGUUCACCCAAGCCGGGUCUUCUGUCACCACCGAGCCAGCCUGCUCCGCAUUCCUCACAGAGAAACCUGCCUAUGUCUCCCUCCAACCCUCAAAGCCCACCUCUGUGCACUGUCCCCAAACCCACCAGUCCCUCCAAGGUGUGCUCCCCUCCCAAGAAAAGGCCCAGAGUUUCAUCAUCAUCAUCGUCCUCCUCCCACUCGUCCCCCUCUUCUUCCUCCUCCUCCUCCUCCUGUUCCAGUGUGGUCUCCCUGGAUGUCCCACCAAUGUUGUCCAGAACCCCAGCCUACCACCACCCCUACCACCCCGAGCCGUGGGCCCCGGAGUCUCCCAUCCUGCUGUUGCUCUCUCGCUUCUCACACGCCUCUGAUCCAAGCACAUCGCUGGUCAAUGCAGGCGUUCUCUCUGGCCUCCUCUACUACCUCACCCGGCACAAGGACCCCAGCGGCCGCUGCUUCCGCAUGUUGAGCCGCCUCAGUUGCAACCCUAACUGCCUGCAGGCCCUGCUGCGCACCGGAGCUGUAGCUUUGAUUCGCCAGGACCUCUGUCUUAGGGGUGGCAGCGCUCGAGUGGCGCGAGGCCAGGAGAGGCAGACAGACCGGGUGAAGGCUAAAGUCAGACAACUAGGUCUCGGCUUGCUUAGCAACUUGCGCGUUCAGUGUGAAGCAGGCUUCGGCACAGGAGUUAUGUCCCAUGUCAUGCUGUCUGGUAUAGAAGUGGACCGACUGUUCGGCGCUCUUUCUUUACCUCUUAUUUGCAGUAACAAAGUCCUUUUGAAGAAGCUCCUGCUCGACAACAAAGGUCUAAUGCACGCACUGGAACCCCUUUGUUGUCAGGAUGACAGCAAUGAGGACAACAAUCAUCCGGAGAAAUGCAAAACCCUCCUGUCCUGUUGGCUCUGUCCACCUCAGGUAGUGACCUCAUCUCGACUCCACUCCCUGUAUUCCUCUCUCCUGAUUGGCUGCCUCUCCAAUCUGCUGGUACAUUCCAAGGCAGUGCUGGACCAAAAGAAAUGUAGUGUGGAGCCACAGGUCACCUUACAAACCCCUAUAAGUCCCAGCACGACUCUUACUCCUCUGAAGGACACAGGAAAUGAUUUGCCCCCGUCGCCAAAAAAGCCGUGCCUCUCCAGCAGCUGUUCUUACAGCGACUCCACUCAUGACAUCUUCCUUCAGCUUGAUGAUGGCAGCCAGGUCCCUGCCUGUCGGGGGGCUUUGGCAGGUGGUGAGGGAGAGUUGGGUGAUGGGGGCUCUGAGUACUUCAGAGCUCUGCUGACCGGAGGGUUCGGUGAAGCUCAGGGCAAAGAGGGGAAGGCCAUUCAUAUCAGGGAUGUCAGGUAUGGAAUGCUGAUGCCUGUGCUGCACUACCUGCAUGGCUGUCGUUUGUCAAAUGGAGAAAGAGGACGAAAACAAGAGGAGAACACGGAUGAGGGAGGUGGAGGUUGUUGCCGUUUCCUAGAGUCUAUGACUCUAAAGUACUGGGACUCCCCAGAUUUCCAGAAGACUGCUUUGGCUGAGGGGAUGGUCGGGGCAUGCCGUUUUUUGGUGACCGGCUUACAGAGAGCCACAGAGGACCUAUGUGUGACCUUGCUCCACUCCUUAGCCACUACACCAGCAUCAUUGUCUUUACCUCAGAGGUCACCCAAACCUGUUUUACCAGAAGAUGUUGGCAGGAAGACUACAACCCACAGAAUGUACCGGGAAGGAAUGCCCAAGCCACUGCAGUCUAACAAAGUUGUAAAGACCCCUUUGCAAUCAGGACCACCCCCAAAGUCAACCCCCAAGACUGCCAAACCAAACCCUAAGGUAGGGAGCAGCCAGGAUGUGGAGGAGGUUCCCCAAACACCCCGGAAGUGCCCGCAAGACAUCCUGGCAUCAUCCACAAACAAGACCUCAGACAGCAAGUGCACGCUGGUGCCUCUACUGCCCCAGCUGUAUUGGUUCUCCCAGCGCUACAACUACCCCAGACUGGGUCGGGCGUGCCUGUCCAUACUGCUGCGUCCACACGGAGUGGCUCGCAAUGCGCCUGCAGCCUCCCUUCCACCAGCACAGGCGGCGGACUGCCUGCUGCAGCUGGCCAAGGAUGCAGAUUGCCAGGAGAGCUUGAAACAGGAUCUACUGGGACUGGCAGCUGCAGCUCUUAGCUGAGGGGAUGGAAGGGUUGUAUGUAGCAGGAAAGGGCAACGCAGGGUCGAGGAGAAAUUAAAUGAAAGUGGCUUUCCCCCCCUCUGUCACUGAUCCUUCUUUUGUUGUAUGAUGUCUCGAUAUCAUAACUCAUUCAUUGCCAUGACAAUGUCCUUGUUUACCUUUUUCUUGCCAUUUCCAAAAUAUUUUUGUUUUUGUACAUUUUCAUUUUCUAAAAGUUUUGGGCAGAGCAUUCUCUUAAUCGUCAUAGUGUCAACACGCCACUGUAAUAUACCAUAGGUGUUGCCACAGAAGCUAGGAAGCUCUUUCUGCCACAUUUAAUUUUGAAAAGGCUUAAGUCUGUGCUUAUGAAGUGUCAAUAUGUAUAACAAUCAGUACAACAGGGACGCCUUUGUGUUUACUUUAUAUUUUUGUAUCCCUAAUUUUGUAAGUAAUUUUUGUAAAUAUGUAAAACAAGUGUCAAGACUUUGCCAAGAUAAGCAUUGAUCCGAGGAGCCAAGUUUGAGUGAUAGGUGUCUGGUAAAUCUGCUUCCCUCUGUUGUAGGGACUUCUUUUGUUAGUCUGAGUCGUAGAAAAGUGUCGUAGAAAAGUGGUAUUUUUCCAUCUUAAACAGGAACACAUGUAUGAUCUACCAGCCAUCCUCUCCUUCUAACCAAGUCAGAAAUGUAUAUACUGUAAAUGCAAAACUUAUAGAGAACAAAGAUGUAUAAUGACAUGACGCUUCUUUACGAUGAUAAAUCUUAAUAAACCAGACACCAAGAUGUCA
Clupea harengus (Atlantic herring) is the source of this 5122-nucleotide messenger RNA. RefSeq names its product armadillo repeat containing 5 (gene armc5). The transcript is spliced from 8 exons. Bases 550 to 4359 code for a protein of 1269 amino acids. NCBI's taxonomy places the organism in Eukaryota, Metazoa, Chordata, Actinopteri, Clupeiformes, Clupeidae. Gene Ontology annotation, molecular function: protein binding. Gene Ontology annotation, cellular component: cytosol. Gene Ontology annotation, biological process: anatomical structure morphogenesis. The record is from RefSeq and is a predicted model, not a curated record.